Molecule: messenger RNA, 962 nt
Organism: Oryza brachyantha (malo sina)
Lineage: Eukaryota; Viridiplantae; Streptophyta; Magnoliopsida; Poales; Poaceae
Exons: 3
Coding region: 369-941 (190 amino acids)
Source: RefSeq, a predicted model, not a curated record
CCCUUCCACCCUCCUGCCACGCGCGAUCGAUUUUCUUCCACCGCCACUGUGCGCGAUCGAUCUCCUCCCCUAGGCUUCCGCAAUGUGCAAUUGAUCUCCCAGCGGUAUCGAUCUCCCGCGCGCGCGAUCGAGCAGCCACCCGCGCGGGAAAUCUGCCGCCCCAACCGACAAAGCCUGCGCGGAUCAUCUCCGCCGCCCCACCUGCGCGCGUCGAAUCUCUGCCGGCCCACCCGCGCACGCCAUCUCUGCCGCCUCACCCUGCGCGCGCCAUCUCCCUCUAGGCCGAUUCUUCUUCCAUCCACGAGCGCGAAAUCCUCUCCCGAAACAAAUCCGCCCCAAAAAAUUCAUCUUCUAGUAGAUUGACGGUCAUGGCCCCCACUAUAUCCCUUCCCUCUUCCGGCUCGCUUAAUCUCUCCUGCCCGCACGACAAAGGUUGCGCCACCUCCGCAUACCGUCCCGAGCUCGUCGCAUCCUCCUGGUGUUCCUACCCCUUCAGCUAUGCCAUAUCCUUAUGGAGGUCCUUGGUUCCCCGCGCCACUGCUGACUUCGUUUGCUUCACCACCAUCGCAACCCAUGCCGAGUUCAUCUGCAUGUUCUCUCCCUACAGCUGCCAAACCGACAUCAACACGCAACACGUGCAACUCAAUCCUGAAGAAAGGGGAGUGGAAUCUCGUCCGUGUGGCGGGUUCGUUAAUCUUAUCAAUGCCCCAUCAAACCAUACAAACCAUCAUGCUGAAGGGAGUCCAACGCAGCCUAUCAAUAUUGAGAAUGGAGAUAUCGCUAGGACCGAGAAACGCUUGUCAUGGAUGAAUGAUGAAGACUUGAGAUUGAUCAGUGCCUGGCUGAACAACUCAAAUGAUCCUAUAGAAUCAAAUUUCAAGAAGAAUGAUGUCACGCCCAGAAAUUCCUUACACGAAUUUCUGAACUUAAUUGUGUAUUAAAUCCCGGUCCAGGACCAGCCA